Messenger RNA from Prunus mume (Japanese apricot), 1399 nucleotides. Its product is annotated as glycerophosphodiester phosphodiesterase GDPD2. Gene Ontology annotation, molecular function: phosphoric diester hydrolase activity. Lineage: Eukaryota; Viridiplantae; Streptophyta; Magnoliopsida; Rosales; Rosaceae. The record is from RefSeq and is a predicted model, not a curated record. Gene Ontology annotation, biological process: glycerophospholipid catabolic process.
CUGUGGACCAAGUGCCAAUUUUCUAAGCGUCCUCAUUUCUUGAAUUCGAAAGCUUGCUUGCAAUUUUGCAAGUUUGCAAAUUUGCAAGAGCAAAUGGCUCUGAGGGCCGUGCAUGUCUUUAACGUUCCUAGUCUCCACCAAGUCACAGAAAAUGCAGCAUUGGCCCUCCAUUCUUCACGCUUGGCUCAAGGUGUGAAAGAUGAAGGUGAAGAAACCAUAUAUGGAUACGAAUGGCCCAAGUUCAUGGUGAUGGGACACAGAGGCAGCGGGAUGAACAUGCUACAAUCUUAUGAUACAAGGCUCAAAUGCAUCAAAGAGAACUCUAUUCUCUCUUUCAAUUCUGCCGCUAAAUUCCCUAUCGAUUUCGUCGAGUUUGACGUUCAGGUGACCAAAGAUGACUAUCCAGUCAUUUUUCAUGACAACUUCAUUGGCGCUGAGGACAUGGGUGUUUUCAAGGAGCAAAGGGUUACAGACAUAACUCUGCUGGAAUUUCUUUCCUAUGGACCUCAGAAGGAGGCAGGAAAGGUUGAGAGGCCUAUGCUUAGAAAAAUAAAAGAUGGAAGAAUUUUUGAGUGGAAGGUAGAAAAGGAUGACUCCCUAUGCACAUUGCAAGAGGUGUUCGAGAAAGUUGAACAUUCCAAGGGUUUCAAUAUAGAAUUGAAGUUUGAUGAUCAGAUAGUCUACAAAGAGGAAAAACUCGAGCAUGUUCUUCGAGUGAUCUUGCAGGUGGUAAAUAAGUUCGCCAAAGACAGACCAAUCCUGUUUUCAAGCUUUCAGCCUGAUGCUGCACUUUUGAUGAGAAAAUUGCAGAGCACAUACCCUGUAUAUUUCCUCACAAAUGGAGGGUCUGAAAUUUACGCGGAUGUUCGAAGGAAUUCGACGGAAGAGGCCAUUAAGGUUUGCUUGGGGGGCGGUUUGCAAGGAAUUGUAUCAGAAGUAAAAGCUAUCUUCAGAAAUCCAGGAGCAGUGACCAGAAUCAAAGAGGCCAAUCUUGGCAUUAUAACCUAUGGACAAUUAAACAAUGUGGCAGAGGCUGUGUACAUGCAAAUUCUAAUGGGCGUGGAGGGAGUGAUUGUUGACCUUGUUCCAGAGAUCACAGAGGCAGUUUUUGUGUAGAACUAUCCAAUAUCAUCCUACAAAGGAAGGGUAGCUCAUUUCUUCUCAGAGCAGGAACUUGAACUUGCUUUCCUUGUAGAGGUUAUGCCAGAGUAGAUACAACUUUUGAGGGCCAUCAUCAUCAACAUGGCCAGCCAGAACCAGAUGAAAAUCUUGUGUGUAGAGUAACAGUUUUUUAUUGACAAAAUAGUUUUUAGUUGUAUCCAAAUGGUUUCUCAAAUGGAAGAUGAGUUUGGAGUUCAAAUCAUCAACAAAAUUUCAUAAAUAAAGUCACCAUAUUUUU